CCAAACAAUCGGUAAUAUGGCGGCCAGUGCGCUUUCAGAUUAUUUUGCGAAUAAAUUUUUAUUAAAAGCCGCCAAGAUCUAGCAUUUUAUAGGGCAAUGCUUUUUAGCAAUGUCUUUUAUCGGAGACGGAGAUCACAAAAAAUUAUCCGUUCCCGGAGCUGUACCACAGUUGUUGGACGAAUCAUUAGCCAAGGCUUAUUGGACCGAACUUCCUGACAAUCUUCUUCUAGACAUUUUUUCUUUCCUUUCUCCUAAAGAAGCCUUAAAUGCCGGUCAAGUAUGCCGCAACUGGUAUCGGCUGUCCAAGGACGAGAUGCUUUGGAAAUCACUGCUCCAAGAAACUUUAUUUCCAGACCGCACCAAGAAGAUCAAACUGAAACUUCCUAAGUCGGCGUCCUCUUGGUUAAAGGAAUUUCAAAGAAUCCACUAUAAAACGCCUUUCGUGGAAAGUCAGAUACUUGAAGAACACACUGAUGAAGUCCUUCAUGUAACCUUUUCUCAUAAUGGUCAGUUGUUAGCUUCAAGUUCCAAAGACUGUAGUGUAAUACUAUGGCGCGUUUCCAGUUGUACAUGUGUCAGUAUGGCGCAAAAGAUUAAUUUUCAGGAGCGUAAUUGGGAAUAUGUUCAGUUCUGCGAGUUCAAUGCAAGCGAUACAUUACUUCUUGUAUCAGGAGUCAAUAAGUUACGGCGUUUAAGCUAUACAGGUAAGGGUUGUUUUUAUUGAAAUUCCAAACAAUGUAUGCUUUCGUUUUUAUAUUUUUUUCCUAUGAUGGCUUGUUGCAUAGGAAACCAUUUUUUUCCUAACCCCCUCUUCCUUGCUAUACUAGAAAGAUCAUGUGAUGAAUGCAUGUAAACUCUACCCCUUCAGAUUCAACCCACAAAAAAUUUAACAUGUUGGUUUUUCGGUCAAUGAAGGGACAGUUGUACUAUUUUAUACCUGUACUCAGAUAAGAAGGAAAAUAAAGAUUUAUUUGUUCUGUACUAUAAGAUACUAAACCUACAUGUACAUGUAUGAACUUCUCACUGGUUAUUUUGAUACCCUUUUGAUGCCCCAAAAGUAAGCUCUCUAAGAGAAUAGACGGCUUGAUUAAGUUAAUUGUAGGCUAAGUGUCUGUAACCUACAUCCUGCGUAGUCAAGGACUUGACUUGAGUCAAGGACUUGAUUUUACAUCUUCUUUAGUUCUGAGAAUUUUAUCUUGAAUCAAAAAAUGUUCCCAAGUUGAUAUAUUAUGCAUCAUUUUUUCUGCUUGACAACGUAAUUACAUGUAUGUUGUUAGGAAAAAUUCCCUUUUAUUUCUGUCCUUACUGGGAGUAAGAUGGAUGGUAGGUUUAACCCUUUAACUCCAAUACACAAUUAAUAUGCAACUUCUCCCUAUGUUAUAAAUACAUUACUGAACAGCAAACACUGGUAAUGAUCUGCCACCAAAUUCUCUUACUGAUUUACAAGGAAAUGUGUAGCAGUUAGAGGGGAGAAUUAACAAUGUGAUCCUGAUGGCGAAAGGGUUUACCAAGGUAAUCAUUUUGUAUCAGAGAUUGGGAAAUUUUCCAUCAGCUACAGGUUGUGUACAUGUUGUGUACAUAAACACUGUUCACAGAAUUCAAGAGUACAUUUUGAUGCUCUGAACUUUUUGAGAUUCACUCCCAUGAUCUAAUUAUCUAUUCUCUGUACUGUUUUUUCACACAUUUCUCAUUAUUAUGGCUUUGAGAAUUUGAUGCUUUAUCAAACUCCAGCCAAUAAUCAAUUUUCUCCUCGCUCCUUGUCACCUAUCUGCUUAAAAAUGUAUUGAUAUUGAAGGAAGAAAUUCCUCUUUAGUACCCUCUGCUACUACAUUUCUUAAUUUCAAUAUAAACCCACAUGAGGCUGCCUUAUAGUAUGUAUUCUCUUGCAGUGUUACUGAGAGAGUAAAGUGCCUUGCAAAGAGUCUGCAAUCUCAGUUUUUAUAGGUAAUAAUUACCAUAAUUCUGUUUUAUUCUUGUAGGUGAAAUUUUCAUUUGUGAAGUACAGAACUUUUCUGUGAUUGCUAUAGUGCAUGGUAUAAACAAUGAACCGUAUGAUGUGUUUGGAGCGUGGCUUACAGAAAGGUGUUACAUCUCAGGGACAUUUGAAUUUAUGGAACCUGAAAAUGAUGGGUCAUCAAUCUCCGAGCUUUGGGCAAAUUAUGUGGAUGAAUCAACAGAAAAUCAAAGGAACCUAGCUCAAAUUUUGAAUCACAAUUCAAGCUCUGUGAGGACUGUUCUAGUGGCUCACCCAAAUGCUAAUGCUCUGCCACACACAUAUGCUUCUGCAGCAAAGAAGAAAGAUGAGGAUGUCUGCCUGAUAUUUACACAUGGAACUGUUACCUAUGUCCCUCAUCAGAUAGUUUUUAAGUGGCUGAAAUUACCAAAGGGCAGUACAAAAAUAUUUGAGCAGGGUAAAGGAAUUUCUUCUGAGGGGUAUGAGCCUUUUACCAGGAAAGAGCACUACAUUGAAACAAAUGCACAUAUAAUUGGAAUGAGCCUAUCACCAGACCAUCAGUAUCUGUACGUGAAUUGUCGCAUGUGGGAGCAGCCAGCUGGCAAUGUUGUCGACGACGCAGCCCAAUUUCCUCCAGAAAUUUCCAAUGAUAUUACCUUGCAGGUGUACAGCUUGUCCACAUAUAAACUUGUUGAUGUCCACAGUGGCCAUAAAGCAUUCACUGCAAAUAAUGGCUGUUUCUUUAUUUUUUUGAAUGUUGCAGACCAGUUGGUUGCAAGGUAAGUUAAAGAAUCUAAAAUAUAGAUCAAUUAAGAAUUGCAAGAUUAGAACAAACCCAAGUGUCCUUUGAGUUUAAGAUCAUCUGACACAACAUACGUAUGCCACUAAGCAACAGAGAAUUCAUUCUUGUUGGAAUAAUUAAAGGUAAAAUGUAGAUGUUGCUGAUAAAGGGGUUUCACUGGCAACACAAUAAAACAUACGCCUUUAAUGAGCUUAACCAAUAAUGUAUUACCUUCACCAUAAUUUGCAUGGCUUGCUAGCUACUCAUGUGAUAAACAAAGGAUGUCGCACAGUAGGCUGUACUGACAACAUACACCUGUAGACUCAAAAACUUAAUACACAGCACCAUACUUUUCAACAACAUCCUUUCAUUUCAAAACUUUAACAGCAUAAUACCACAAACCUACCAUGAUCUGGCAUAAGAGAAAGAUUAUUAUGCAUAAACAUGGUCAUAAAGUAAUUAGUGUGGUGCAAGGAAAGAACUCAAACUCCUAUAUGGAGGUCUUCAAAUUUUACUUCAAUUCUUGAAUUUGAAUGUGAAAGACAAUAAACACUAGGAAGGGGAGGGAGGGGGUGGGAAUGGAUCAAUUUUGGCUGGAUCCCUGUCUGACCUCUCAGAAUCCAUACCUCAUGAGAGUCUGUUCUGUGGCCAAUCAUAGACCCCAUCUUGUCACUUGUUGUCUAUGCAUCUAUCUUACAAAGCAUUUUAAGUGGGUCAUUAUAAAAUGAAUUGACACAUUCUGUUAAACUUUACUUUUCACUUACAACAAAAAUGUUCUGGUAUGUUUGUCUACUAUGAAUAUUUAAAAACAUUACAUUUUAAAAUCCUUUCUCACCAGAAUUUUCCUUCUCCAAAAUCCUGAAAAUAAUAGACCCCAUCCAAGCAACUCUCUUGAAAAUGUAACUCCCUGGUAGUCGAUCCAGUGGCAAAAAUGCAACCCCAUCCUGCGGCACAUCCUCAUUGGCCUAUUACUGGGAAGUACACCCCCUCCCCCCUGAUAUAGAGAUCACCUAAGUUUUAUUACUCUUUAUUUUAUAGUGGAGCAGAGGACCAUUGUGCUCAUGUGUGGGACAGACAUUUUGGAGCCAAGCUGGCCACUCUGAAGGGACAUACUAAUGUGGUGAACUGUGUUGCAUUUAACCCAGUUAAUCAAGAAAUGGUGGUCAGUGCAAGUGAUGACCACACAAUCCGAGUAUGGAAGUCACGACAUUUGUCUAAGUUGUAUGAGGAAGCAGAUCUGGAAGAGCAAAGUGUAGAGGUCAGCCCUUUCUAUGAAGACAUUUUCCGAGAGACAGUUCUUUGAGCAGGAUAAAUUCACACUGAAAAACAUUCAAACCAUUACCUAGAUCAACAAGCUUUUAUUUCUUUUGGCAACGUAUAAUCACAAGCUGAGGUUUUUUUUAGCCAUUGAUCUGCACCUAAAGCAUGAGCAUUGGACAUUCUUAAGGCAAUAGUAAAUAAAAAAAAGUGCCUGAAGAGCCUUUUAACAUUUUCUAGGUUACAUGGGAUACAAGAGGGGAAAAAUUGUUGAGAAAACACUGAAAAAACGAGAAAUACUUUAUAAAGAUACUUUAAAGAACACAAUUUUUUCCAGGCAGAGAAAUGCUCGCUAAGAUUUAUGAUAACCCAUCAGCUCUCUUCACAGAAUGUGAAAUGUUUUUUGUCUUUCUUGUUUUCAAAUUGAUUACAUUUUAUUGAAGGAAUAAAAGUGCUGAUAAUGAGAAUGCAAGUUAUUAAUUAAAUAAACCUGUAGGAUUCAAGUGACAUUUAUAUUUAUACGCCUGUUUGCUUUUAAGAAUGAAAAUAAAUAGUUGGUAAACAGUAGGUAAAACAUUGCGAGUUUGAUGCAUCUAGAGGUGUCAUUGCCAAAU
Pocillopora meandrina is the source of this 4606-nucleotide messenger RNA. Lineage: Eukaryota; Metazoa; Cnidaria; Anthozoa; Scleractinia; Pocilloporidae. The record is from the annotation of a GenBank genome assembly.